Molecule: messenger RNA, 1460 nt
Organism: Hevea brasiliensis (rubber tree)
Lineage: Eukaryota; Viridiplantae; Streptophyta; Magnoliopsida; Malpighiales; Euphorbiaceae
Product: vignain
Exons: 4
Coding region: 66-1307 (413 amino acids)
Cellular component (GO): lysosome
Molecular function (GO): cysteine-type endopeptidase activity
Source: RefSeq, a predicted model, not a curated record
CAUUAAUAUUCUCGAACCCAAUCUCCAUAUUUAAAUCCUCUUCCAUUAAUUAUAUCACAUUGUUGAUGCCCAUAAGGAAACUGUUUCUUAAUUUAUUGCUCUUUGUUUGUUCUAGUUUCAUAUCUUCUUCUAUUAUUGCUCUUCUUUCAUUUCUCUAUAUAAAGCAGUGGCUGAGGUUCUUUAUUUCCCAUCAAGAGUUGAGUUUUUUUCCUAGCAAAAUGGCAAUGAAGAGGCUUCUACUUCUUGCUCUCUCAUUGGCUUUGGUUGUAGGAAUUGCAGAGAGUUUUGAAUUCCAUGAAAAUGAUUUGGCAUCUGAAGAAAGUUUGUGGGAUUUGUACGAGAGGUGGAGGAGCCACCACACUGUUUCUAGGAGUCUUCAUGAGAAACACAAGCGUUUCAGUGUGUUCAAAUACAAUGUCAUGACUGUUCACAAUACUAACAAGCAGGAUAAGCCUUACAAGUUGAAGCUGAACAAGUUUGCAGACAUGACCAGCCAUGAAUUUAGGAGCACUUAUGCUGGCUCAAAGGUUAAACAUCAUCGGAUGUUUCGAGGAGCGCCACAGGGAAAUGGGAGCUUCAUGCAUGAGAAGGUAGAAAGAGUCCCGCCGUCCGUUGAUUGGAGAAAGAAAGGUGCUGUCACUGGUGUUAAGGACCAAGGCCAAUGUGGUAGUUGCUGGGCAUUUUCAACCAUCGCAGCAGUUGAGGGUAUUAAUCAAAUUAAGACUAAUAAGCUAGUGUCUUUGUCCGAGCAAGAGUUGGUGGAUUGUGACACUGAUGAGAACCAAGGAUGUAAUGGAGGGCUAAUGGAUUAUGCAUUUGAGUUCAUUAAGAAUCAAGGAGGAAUAACAACUGAGGCUAAUUACCCUUACCAAGCUGAGGAUGGAACUUGUGAUGUUUCAAAGGAGAAUUCACCUGCAGUCUCUAUUGAUGGGUAUGAGAAGGUGCCUGGAAAUAACGAGGAUGCAUUACUCAAAGCAGUGGCAAACCAGCCUGUCUCUGUGGCCAUAGAUGCUGGAGGUUCAGAUUUCCAGUUCUACUCAGAGGGGGUGUUCACUGGAAGUUGCGGAACAGAGCUAGAUCAUGGAGUUGCAAUCGUGGGCUAUGGGACCACGGUUGAUGGAACUAAGCACUGGAUUGUGAAGAAUUCCUGGGGACCAGAAUGGGGAGAGAAGGGUUACAUAAGGAUGCAGCGUGGCACCUCAGAGAAAGAGGGACUCUGUGGUAUAGCGAUGGAGGCCUCGUAUCCCAUCAAGAACACCUCAAAAAAUCCUACAGGAGUUACAUCUUCUCCCAAGGAUGAACUCUAAACUAUAUGCUGCCAUGGACUUCUACUAACAGUUCAGCCUCAAGUUUCUUUGAUUGAAUAAUUUUAGUGACACAAAGAUUCACUGAUGAUGUAUCAAUUGAACACUGUUUCCCGUUUAGUAACGAAUAAAUCUUUCAAUAUCAUUUCUACUGCA